This is a messenger RNA of Trichoderma citrinoviride, 257 nucleotides long. RefSeq lists its product as hypothetical. Lineage: Eukaryota; Fungi; Ascomycota; Sordariomycetes; Hypocreales; Hypocreaceae. The annotation marks the transcript as partial. The transcript has a single exon. The record is from RefSeq and is a predicted model, not a curated record.
AUGCUUCGGCGAGCGUCGGCAAGAGCUGCCUCGGGCGCAACCGGCCAGCUGCUGCUCAAAAGCGCCUCCCCUCUCUGCCGCCGCACCCCGCAGGCCAACCUCAACUCCAACUCCAACUCCUCCUCGUCCUCCUCCAGCUUUCUCUGCAAGACCACCGUCCCCGCCGGCCUCCGGAGCUUCCACGCGACCAGACUCAGCAUGGCCGACAAGCGCAUCGAGAGCGACGCCUUUGGCGAGAUCGAGGUGCCCGCCGACAA